GAUAACAAGGCAUACUUUCCCCUCCUCCUACAGGCUUCCCACCUGAUACCUAGUUAGGACCUUGAAGGAGGUGGGGUAGGGGAACGCUACUUCCUGCAGCUGCAGUCUAUGAUGACCUAAUUGGAGCUCUCCCCUCCUGACCUUAAUAGUUUAACACAUAUAAGCCUAGCAGCAGCUUUAUGCUGAAUAAGCACCUUCAGGCCAGUGUUUGAGCUAAUCUUGGGUUGGGGUUUUUUGUUUGUUUGUUUUCUUUUCGAGCAGUAGCUUUUAUCAUGGAGGGAACAGUGAUGAAAAUUCCGAGGAUCACAGCUACAGUUAACAGAGGUUUCAUCAGUGCUGGGAAAAAGCGUAGAUGUCUGAGGACGAUCCCUGGGAAGAAGAAAGAAUUCUAUUCCAGUUAUAUUGCUAAAAUCCUAAAGCAAGUUCAUCAAGAUUUCAGUGGUUAUAGCUGGGCCCUGGCUAUCCUGUGGUCGUUAGAUAACUGGCUGUUUGAGAAGGCCAUCCUGGAGGCAGUCAGGUUAUCUUUCUUUAACCACAGGCAAGUGGUCACGGUCAGAGAAAUGAUCGCGGCAUUGAAGCAGGUGUUCCCAGAAGAGUGGACAAUGAGGCCUCUGCUCUGACGGCUAGCUGGAAAUGGAAUUGCAUCACUUUGGGUACAGUUCUUAAUAAAGUACAUUUAUAAACAAAAA
This is a messenger RNA of Trichosurus vulpecula (common brushtail), 689 nucleotides long. Its product is annotated as histone H2B-like. The coding region runs from base 273 to 620 and encodes 115 amino acids. Gene Ontology annotation, cellular component: nucleosome. Lineage: Eukaryota; Metazoa; Chordata; Mammalia; Diprotodontia; Phalangeridae. Gene Ontology annotation, molecular function: structural constituent of chromatin; DNA binding; protein heterodimerization activity. The transcript has 3 exons. The record is from RefSeq and is a predicted model, not a curated record.